Molecule: messenger RNA, 1971 nt
Organism: Paramormyrops kingsleyae
Lineage: Eukaryota; Metazoa; Chordata; Actinopteri; Osteoglossiformes; Mormyridae
Source: RefSeq, a predicted model, not a curated record
UUUGCUCACUCAUAUUGUUCUGAUAUCCCUAGCUGCCUUUAUGCAAAAGCUGUCAAUUUAAUAGAAAUUAACUUAAUGCAAAUCUGUAAACAAGGCUUUGCAUGAGGAAACAAUUUGUCUGACUUUAACAUGGUGAAAUUAUAUCAACCUUAAUUUCUAAACAAAAAAACUUGAAUUCACUUUUUCUAUUUCCCCAGUUCAAAGUGUACUGUAUUCAUUUCAUAUUAUCAAAUUAACUAGUGCUAAAGGGUUAUUAUAUUUAAAGCUGUGAUGGUCUUUAUACUGAUGUAUCAUUUUACGGUACCUUGGUUUAUAGUUCUGAAUAUUUACCUUUUUUCCAUUUGAAGGUACUUAUUAGUAUUAAUUUAAAUUAAUGUAAGAAUGGCAGAAAUAUUCAAACACCACUGAGGUCGUGAUCUGGAGACAUGGCCAGAAACCUUCCUAAUGGGUGUGUUUUUCUAGAAACCAGAAUAUCACACGGGCCUUUUGUAUGGUGAAUUAACUUUUGGGGGCCGGGAACGUGUCUUCUUCUUGGCCUUAUUGGAUGAGCUGGAAGAGUAUAUAAGGUACAAUGAAGAGUGUCUAGGGGACAUUAUACAGCACAUCAUACCGAGGAUCAUCCUACUACUGUAGCCAUAAUAUCCAAGUUAUUUUGCUAAAGAAUUACAGUCCUUCACUAUUAUCAAGAAAACAUUCAGCUGUCUUGGUGCAUCUUCCUGGUGUAAUCCAGCAAACCCAGUACACAAUGGAUCGUAACAGGAGCAUGGAUGGAGCAUCUAGUGAAAGGAGGAUUGUGCUGGUGGGAAAAUCUGGAUCUGGAAUCAGCACAGCAGGAAAUAUAAUACUGGGAAAGGCAGCAUUUGAGCGUGAAUCGUCUGCCGAUUCGUUUACAAAAACGUGUGCCCAAGCAAGUGGCACCGUUUAUGGGAAGAGGGUCAUCGUCAUCGACACUCCAGGUGUCAAACACACUAAGAAAUGCAAGGAAGAUAUUGAUUGUGAGCUAGGAUUGUGCCUUUUUAAGUAUGCCCCCGGCCCACAUGCCUUUGUCCUUGUCCUACAAUUGGAUAAUCAAACGAAAGAGGAGGUAGAGGCUGUGAACAAGAUUAAGGAUUUGUUUGGGCAGAAUUUCCUGAAGUACACAGUUGUCCUCUUCACCUGCGGUGAUGGGCUUGACGAAAACCAGACCAUUAAUGAGUAUAUAGAAAAUAAAGGUCAAAAAUUUCUGAAGAAACUUGUUCAUGAGUGUGGAGGCCGAGUCCAUGUCAUUGAUAAGGACUGGAGUGAAGAAAAUGUGAGUAGAGAUAAGGAAAGAAGCAACAGCUUCCAGAUUGAACAGCUCUUUGCGAGUAUAGAGACGAUAGUGAGAAACAAUGGAGGGCGUCCCUUUAAAAAUAAGCAACUUCAAGACGUUUCAUGGGAGAUUAAGAAAGAGGCCCAGCAAUUACUGCUGAUGAGGCAAAGUGAGGUUGAUUGGAAAGAGCUGCCAGAGGACAAGUUAAAAGAGGAAGAACGACAGAUUUGGAAGAAAGCCACUGAAAUGAAGGGGGAAAGGAAGAGUUGUAUUGUAUUCUGAUGGGAGCAGUAGCUACAAAGGUGUUAGUGGGCGUAGUUGGGGGAAUUUGUGUUUCUUAAUCAUUAAUAAGAAUAGGACUAUGUGUAGGAAUCAAUACCCAUUUUACUGUUUGGCAAGUAGAUUUUUUGUUUUGCAGGUAAGGCAGUAUAUAACCUUCAUUCAUUGCAAUGCAACAGGAUUAAGCUUGGCAUAUUUUAUAUUCUGACCAACCUCCUACGUACAGUUUAAUCGGUGUGUGAUAAUGACUCUGGGUUAGAUGGUAAACAACCCUGUGACUAAAGGUCUUGGCAGAAAGACAAAUGUUGGUCAGGUUUAAAUAGGGUUGGGACUGGCUUGGAGCCAACAAGGAGCAAAUGUAAAUAUGAAGAGAUGGAGCCAGGGGAUUGAUACAUUAAUCU